Arabidopsis lyrata subsp. lyrata is the source of this 1761-nucleotide messenger RNA. Its product is annotated as dihydrofolate synthetase. Gene Ontology annotation, cellular component: cytosol; mitochondrion; cytoplasm. Bases 55 to 1647 code for a protein of 530 amino acids. The record is from RefSeq and is a predicted model, not a curated record. NCBI's taxonomy places the organism in Eukaryota, Viridiplantae, Streptophyta, Magnoliopsida, Brassicales, Brassicaceae. Gene Ontology annotation, molecular function: ATP binding; tetrahydrofolylpolyglutamate synthase activity. The transcript is spliced from 9 exons. Gene Ontology annotation, biological process: tetrahydrofolylpolyglutamate biosynthetic process.
CCCAGACGAUUUCUCGAAAAAAGAGAGAAUUUGAUCACCGAGGCAGCGAAGAAGAUGAGGACACUGUGGAGCCACUUGAGUGCCAUUUCCAAUUGCAAAAUUUCUCCGAGAAUAAGAAGAAUAUCUUCAGCAAAUCUGACCUCAAAUCGAAAUCUUUCAACCAUUUCUUCUACUGAAGAUCCCGAGCUCAGAGAUUUUGUGGGUUUUUUAGAAUCUCUCAAAAACUAUGAGAAAUCAGGUGUUCCAAAAGGAGCUGGAACUGAUUCCGGUGAUGGAUUCGAUCUCAGUCGAAUGAAACGUCUCAUGCUUCGCCUCCAUAAUCCUCAUUCCAAAUACAAGGUUGUUCAUGUGGCUGGAACUAAGGGAAAAGGGUCAACUUCUGCUUUUGUCUCUAAUAUCUUACGAGCUGGAGGAUAUUCAGUUGGUUGUUAUUCGAGCCCACAUAUUUUGAGUAUCAAAGAACGUAUCUCUUGUAAUGGAGAGCCUGUCUCUGCAUCCACUCUUAAUGAUCAUUUCUAUUCAAUCAAACCGAUUCUCGAACAGUCUAUUCAAGAGGAAAAUGGUUCUUUGAGUCAUUUUGAGAUUCUCACUGGGAUAGCUUUUUCUUUAUUUGAAAAAGAAAAUGUCGACAUUGCGGUAAUAGAGGCUGGGCUAGGAGGAGCUCGAGACGCUACAAAUGUCAUUGAAAGUUCCAAUCUUGCUGCAUCGGUCAUAACAACGAUAGGUGAGGAACACAUGGCUGCUCUUGGGGGUUCCUUGGAAAGUAUCGCAGAGGCCAAAUCUGGAAUUAUUAAACACGGUCGCCCAGUGGUUUUAGGUGGGCCGUUUCUUCCUCAUAUUGAGGGCAUUCUUCGUUCUAAAGCAGCAUCGAUGUUGUCAUCGGUUAUUUUGGCAUCUAAUAUUGGAUCUAGUUCGUCAAUCAAAGGCAUCAUCAACAAAAAUGGGUUCGGGCUUUGCCAGUCCUGUGACAUCGUGAUACAAAAUGAGAAAGAUGAUAAACCAAUUGUUGAGCUUAGUGAUGUAAACCUACGUAUGCUUGGACAUCACCAGCUCCAAAAUGCUGUUACUGCCACAUGUGUGUCUCUUUGUCUUCGCGAUCAAGGAUGUGGGAGAGUGACAGAUGAAGCAAUUAGGAUUGGUUUAGAGAAUACUCGUUUACUUGGGAGAAGUCAGUUUCUGACACCAAAAGAAGCAGAGACUUUACAAUUACCCGGAGCAACAGUGCUUCUUGAUGGAGCCCACACCAAAGAAUCUGCGCGAGCUCUAAAGGAUAUGAUAAAGAAAGAUUUUGCAGAGAAGAGGAUUGUGUUUGUGAUUGCAAUGGCUAGUGACAAAGAUCAUGUGUCCUUUGCAAAAGAACUUCUCACAGGUCUAAAACCAGAAGUAGUGAUUCUAACAGAAGCUGACAUUGGUGGAGCUAAGAUUAGAUCAACGUCGUCUUCAGUGUUGAAAGAAUCAUGGAUAAAAGCUGCUGAUGAAUUGGGGUCAGGGUCUAUGGAAGCUUCAGAAAACAAAACUGUGUUGGAUUCCUUAAAGCUUGCCUACAAGAUUCUCAGCGAUGACAGAAGCAGUAGUGACUCAGGAAUGGUUAUCGCAACGGGUUCACUUCACAUCGUAUCUUCAGUCUUAGCUUCUCUUCAACAGUAAAUUAGCUUCUUUUCCCUUAUACUACUUGUGAUUAUAUUUGUGAAAUGAAAACUGAGUUUACGUAUUAUUAAACCAAUAUACAAAACAGAGAAAUCAUUUUGGAUCUUCAUGACA